UAAACACAAGUCAUUGUGUGUAAUUUAUUUUUGUUUCUCUCUCCUCCACCAAAUCACACUUUCGUGUUCGUUCCUCAGUUUUGAUUGCUUGUGUCAAAUUUCACAAUCUCAUGUAGAAUUUAGAAAGGAAAGGAAAGGAAAGCUCUAUCUAUCAAAAAUUUCACUUUCGUGUUCGUUCCUGGUGCUUUGUCAAAGAAUAGAAUCUAUCAAUCUAUCUAUCAAAAAAAAAAAAAAAAAAAACACAAUUUCCCUUCACUUUUUUCGUAAUUUUUGGCCCAAAACUCCAUCUGGGUCUUGUUUAAAAUGCUUACAGAAAGCUUGAUCUCAUCCGGUUCAAUGCUAUUAUCUACGCUUUGCAUACCAAAUGGGUAUGCUCCCUCCACUGGGACUGGGUUACCAUUCAACACUUCACUUUGUUUUAGAAAGAAUCUGAGAAAUAUUGUUUGUGCUUGUGUGGCACCUCCUCCACCCAACAACAUAGGAGGCGAUGGAUUUGCUGCAACCAAAUUCAUUGAUUCAUAUAAAGCAGAGAAAUUAAGCACCAUAGGUGAUCUGGAGGAUGGUUCUGAUGUUCUCAUCGAAUGCAGAAAUGUUUACAAGUCAUUUGGAGAGAAGCAUAUAUUAAGAGGUGUGAGCUUCAAGAUUAGACAUGGUGAAGCAGUUGGAAUAAUUGGGCCUUCUGGUACUGGUAAAUCUACAAUUUUGAAGAUUAUUGCUGGACUUCUUGCUCCGGACAGGGGCGAGGUUUAUAUUCAUGGUAAAAAGAGAGAUGGUUUGAUCAGCGAUGAGGGGAUUUCUGGGCUUCGAAUUGGAUUGGUGUUUCAAAGUGCAGCACUUUUUGAUUCUUUGACUGUUCGUGAAAAUGUUGGUUUCCUUUUAUAUGAAAAUUCUAGCAUGUUGGAGGAACAAAUUGCUGAACUUGUGACGGAAACUUUGGCCCAAGUUGGUUUAAAGGGAGUGGAGGACAGGUUACCUUCUGAGUUAUCUGGUGGAAUGAAGAAAAGAGUUGCUUUAGCUCGGUCUAUAAUUUUUGAUACCACAAAUGAAACAAUUGAGCCAGAGGUACUCUUAUAUGAUGAACCAACAGCCGGACUCGAUCCAAUAGCAUCUACCGUAGUUGAAGAUCUCAUCCGCUCUGUUCACAUGAAAGGUGAGGAUGGGAAACCUGAGAAGAUUGCGUCUUAUGUGGUGGUUACUCAUCAACAUAGUACCAUUAGAAGGGCUGUUGACAGGUUGUUGUUUCUACAUGAAGGAAAGGUUGUUUGGCAAGGAAUGACUGAUGAAUUCAUGACAUCAGCCAAUCCAAUUGUUCAACAGUUUGCAUCUGGCAGCCUUGAUGGGCCUAUUAAAUACUAGGACAUGAACCAUCGGUUUUCGUUUCAGACAAACUUCUCUGGAGUUUGAAGACUAGAUAUCUCAUCAACAGGUGCAUGCAAAUUUUGCCGCUUCCCACCAGGUCUACACUUUUGCAAACUUGUACUGACUGAUACAAAAUGAUCUCGAAAGAAUAAACUAGUUCAACUUUGGGCACCAUCCUGCUUUGAAAGAGCCUGCUCCUCAAUAUAUGAUUAGUUGCAUGCCA
Populus trichocarpa (black cottonwood) is the source of this 1582-nucleotide messenger RNA. RefSeq names its product protein TRIGALACTOSYLDIACYLGLYCEROL 3, chloroplastic. The transcript has 10 exons. NCBI's taxonomy places the organism in Eukaryota, Viridiplantae, Streptophyta, Magnoliopsida, Malpighiales, Salicaceae. The coding region runs from base 304 to 1356 and encodes 350 amino acids. Gene Ontology annotation, molecular function: ATP hydrolysis activity; ATP binding. The record is from RefSeq and is a predicted model, not a curated record.